AUGUAGACAUCAUCUUCGUCAAGUGGAGUGUAGUUGAGGUCAAGUGGGGCGUUAUUGAGGUCUGGGAGCACCAUAGUGAACUUGUUGAUCAGACCGGCGAGGAGCAGCUGAAAGGUAGACCGGCGAGGAGUAGCUGAAAGGUAGACCGGCGAGGAGCAGCUGAAAGGCAGACCGGCGAGGAGCAGCUGAGAAGUGAUGAGUUCAGGCAGAUACGGCCUUCUUGAUGUGUUAUUAUCUGCAAACAGGUACCUUUCCUUCACCGACAAAUUGACUGGAGUUGCAGCAGCUGCUGUCUUCCCCUUUGGGCGACGCACUCGCCAGACGUGGAUAGUGGUGGAGGAGCGAACGCCCUCGGCUAAGAGCGGCGGAUGGCGAGGAGGUGGAGAACUAUGUCCUCCAUGUUCGUUGAAGCGACAGCGAGCGCACGGAGGACCCUACGACGGUGGCCCCUGCGACGGCGACCAGACCAGCGGACGGCGGUCGGAGGUGGAGCUGCUCACGGCGGCACCUGCGCGUGGUCGCGGCGGCCCCUCGGACGGUGGGCGGAGCGGCGGCUGGGGAUGGAGCUGCUCACAGCCGCCCCUGCGCGUGGUCGCGGCGGACGGCGGCCGGAGAUGGAGCUGCUCACGGCGGCCCUCGCACAUGGUCGCGGCAGCCCCUCCGACGGCGAGAAGAGCGGCGGACGGCCGCCGGAGGUGGAGCUGCUCGCGGCGGCUGGUGGAGGGCGCCGACGAGCUCGUGGAGGGCGCCGGCGAGCUAGUGGAGGGCUCCGGCAAGCUCUUGCAGGGCGCUGGCGAGCUCGUGCAGGGGUGUCGGCGAGCUCGUGCAGCGCGGAUCGCGGCCAGAUCGUGGCCGGAUCACGCGCGCGGCGCUGAUUGCGUGAGUUGUUUCCGUGCGCUGAUUGUGGGGAGUUUGUUGGGCUGAUUUCAAAGUGUAAAGGGUUUUUCUGUAAAAUGGUCAACAGUUCAAAACAUUUCUCCCCCGCGCAGCUUUUUUCGGGACGGAGGGAGUAAA
Lolium perenne is the source of this 1014-nucleotide messenger RNA. RefSeq lists its product as uncharacterized. The record is from RefSeq and is a predicted model, not a curated record. NCBI's taxonomy places the organism in Eukaryota, Viridiplantae, Streptophyta, Magnoliopsida, Poales, Poaceae.